AUGGUGUUUUGUUAUAAAAUAAUAACAGAAACGCCGAGGAGAUCCGGUGCGUCGUCGCCGAGGAAGGUAGAACCGAUGGGACGGGUUUCGAAUAUGCCCAGUUCUAUGUCACAUCUGAUCAGUUCUUUGGACUACGAAGCCAGUGACGCCAUGGAUUCCAUACCGGAACGUGACUGGCGACUGCUGGCGGCGCUCGCAAGAAAGAGGGAAGAAAACGACGAAAGAGAAAAGUUGGCUGAUCAGUUUAGGAAGAUGUGGCAAAAAGAGAAGGAAGAACGUGACCAGGUGGAUGCGGAAAUAUCAGAGCAAUACAAGCGGUACAUUCACAAGAAACGAGAACAGGAACGCAAUCGUUUGGAAUACAAGAGGUUUCAAAGGACCUUGGAUCAUCAUGCACGGUGUGGGGAGCUGCUUAACAGCAUACGGCAUAAAGAACAGCGUAGCGCAGACCUGCUGGCUCAUAGAGAUGAUAAAAAGAUAUCAGAACUAAUAGAUCGAGCACUGGAGGAAGAGGCGCGUGCGCAUCUCGCAGCGGAUCGUCGUGUACGUCUCGACGCCGCGGAACAAAUGCGGAGGCGCGUGGAUCUGAACGACGCUGAGAAACGAGCUGAUGAAGCCCAGAGACGACGGAAUGCUACCUUGAGAGACGCUUCGCGGCGCGCAGCUAUAUCCAACGCACUAAGCUCAUGGGAGUCAUCAGUGGUGCUCAACGAAGUGCGUGCAGCUCAGAGCGCGCGCGUGCUCGCGCUGGCAGCACGCGCAGCUCUUCAGGAUGCACGACGAGAACAAAUAGCACGCGCACGUGCAGCACGCGUUGCACGCGGACGCAGGCUGGCUGCCUUUACCGCACAUUUGAGAGAGGCCAUCAGAAAUAGUUAACUAUAUAAUCAGUUAUCGGUUAUAAUCAUUUAUCGGUUUUUUAACACACUUGCUCGUAAAGUGGAUCCAAUUUCACCGUUUUUCGAUAUAUAAAUCAGGUCAUAAUAUACACGUGCAAUAGUGAAGUUAUAUUCCGUAACCGCACUAUUUGUUUUUUUUUUAAUUUCGAACCGACCACCGCGCGGUGCUAGCCAGUAAGCACGCGCCGAUUUAAAAAAGUAAAACGGCGAGAAUGCGAUUACAUGGAUCAGUUUUAUGGUUGUGUUUAUUUGAAAUCAAGUGUGUUAAAAAACAUCGUACGAUAUAGAUGCGUAUUUAACACACUCGGGCUUUAUUACGCCUUGACGGUAAUUCCGUCUCGUGUGCUAUAGCCGUCACAACUCACUUAUAUUGUAAUAUACUUUUAAAAUUUUACGUAAGUCAAAUUAAUCGAAUUACCUAUGUUUUAUGAUCUUUCUUCGUCGAUAGAUUAAUUGACUGUAAAUCGACACAUUUUAUCUUCUAUAGUGCCUUUGAAAAUAUCCUUACAAUUCUUUUGCGCUGUUGUCGCAACUUACGGUGGAGGAUCUUUUAUUUCUCCGGCUCG
Messenger RNA from Achroia grisella, 1465 nucleotides. RefSeq names its product luc7-like protein 3. The record is from RefSeq and is a predicted model, not a curated record. NCBI's taxonomy places the organism in Eukaryota, Metazoa, Arthropoda, Insecta, Lepidoptera, Pyralidae. The transcript is spliced from 5 exons. Bases 1 to 879 code for a protein of 292 amino acids.